GGAAGCAUACAUUACGUGCGACAUCUGUCGGCGUAGUAUUACGUUACAAUUCCUAAACUCUAAAACAUUCACGAUCAUUAAUAAUUAUAUUUUGGUUGCGUUGCGUACACAAAGUUGAAAAAGUUGUUCUGACAAUUUAUGAUAAAAGUAAAUUAAUUUUGUAUAUAAAAUAAAUAAUGGAGACGAUUUUGGAGCAGCAGCGUCGUUAUCAUGAGGAGCGAGAGCGCUUGAUGGAUGCCAUGGUAAAGGAAAUGUUACACAAAAAACCUGGUCAUAGGGAAAACAUAAAUUCGGAACAUCGUUUGAAAUUGUUGUUGGACCAGUUUAUGGAAAGUACUUUGCAUUUGCAAGAAUUGUAUGAAGAUAAAGACGGUCAAAGAAAGGAGGAAGUUCAAGCGCUCGCUGGUCCAAAUGAAUUUUCAGAAUUUUAUUCCAGACUUAAAUCUAUAAAAGAAUUUUAUCGUCGACAUCCAAAUGAAAUUAGUGUCCCUAUGUCAGUUGAAUUUGAAGAACUGGCAAAAAUGAGAGAGAAUCCCACCGAAGAAACUGCAAAUCUUAUUGACUUUACAGACGAAGAGGGUUAUGGAAAAUAUUUAGAUUUACACGAAUGUUAUGAAAAGUACAUUAAUUUAAAAGGAAUUGAAAAAAUUGAUUAUAUUAUGUAUUUGUCAACAUUCGAUCACCUCUUUGAUAUACCAAAAGAUAGAAAGAAUGCAGAAUAUAGACUGUAUGUCGAAACGUUAUUAGAAUACUUGGUAGACUUUUUAGGAAGAGUUAAACCACUUUUAGAUUUAAACUGUGAACUUAUCGAUGCAAAUAAAGAGUUUGAACUGCAAUGGGAAAAUAAUAUUUUCCCUGGAUGGCCGAAAGAAGCUGGUAGUGCUUUAACGAAUGUUGGAGCACAUUUGGAAUUGUCAGCAUUUUCUUCUUGGGAAGAAUUGGCGUCACUUGGCUUAGAUAGAUUAAAGUCCGCUCUUUUAGCACUUGGAUUAAAGUGUGGAGGUACCUUAGAAGAAAGAGCCCAAAGAUUGUUUAGUACAAAAGGUGAAGCUUCUCUAGAUCCUAAUUUGUUAGCAAAGAAGAAGCAAAGGAGGCCUGGUAAAGGUAAGAACGUUGAAAAGCAAAUGGAAGUAGCAAGAUUGGAAGCGCAAGUUUAUAAACUAGCUGAAUUAGUAUCGAGUCAACGAAUGGCCACAAAAGAAAAUGUACAAAGAAAACAAGCCAGAACAGAAGGCGAACGUGGAGAUUCCGAUGCCGAAGCAAGUGCGAGCGAAUCAGAAGAAGAAGACGAUAAUAAUGUACCCUAUAAUCCUAAAAAUUUACCACUUGGUUGGGAUGGAAAGCCCAUUCCUUAUUGGCUAUAUAAAUUACACGGUUUAAAUAUUAGCUAUAAUUGUGAAAUAUGUGGUAAUUUUACAUAUAAAGGUCCAAAAGCUUUUCAACGCCAUUUUGCAGAAUGGAGGCAUGCACAUGGUAUGCGUUGCCUAGGUAUUCCAAAUACUGCACAUUUUGCUAAUGUUACACAACUGGAAGAUGCAAUUGCAUUAUGGGAAAAACUGAAAGCUCAAAAACAAGCAGAAAGGUGGCAGCCUGAACAAGAAGAAGAGUUUGAAGAUUCGUUGGGUAAUGUUGUGAAUCGUAAAACUUAUGAAGAUUUAAAACGACAAGGUCUUUUGUAAAUUACUUAUAUAUUUGUAAACUUACGUAAUAAAGUUACAACUU
Messenger RNA from Ceratosolen solmsi marchali, 1722 nucleotides. RefSeq names its product splicing factor 3a subunit 3 noi (gene noi). The transcript has 2 exons. Lineage: Eukaryota; Metazoa; Arthropoda; Insecta; Hymenoptera; Agaonidae. Gene Ontology annotation, molecular function: RNA binding; zinc ion binding. Bases 177 to 1679 code for a protein of 500 amino acids. Gene Ontology annotation, cellular component: nucleus; spliceosomal complex. The record is from RefSeq and is a predicted model, not a curated record. Gene Ontology annotation, biological process: mRNA splicing, via spliceosome.